Messenger RNA from Rhizopus microsporus ATCC 52813, 1525 nucleotides. Its product is annotated as mitochondrial carrier. Lineage: Eukaryota; Fungi; Mucoromycota; Mucoromycetes; Mucorales; Rhizopodaceae. Gene Ontology annotation, molecular function: L-ornithine transmembrane transporter activity. Bases 51 to 1343 code for a protein of 430 amino acids. The transcript has 6 exons. Gene Ontology annotation, biological process: mitochondrial L-ornithine transmembrane transport. The record is from RefSeq and is a predicted model, not a curated record.
GAUUGACGCUGAUUACUCUUUUCUCUAUUUGUUACAGUUGACAUCUUAUCAUGGCGCCCUCUGAUACUCCUUCAGAGUUGGUUGUCAAGGGAGGUAAUAGCCAUAGAAGAUGGUACCCAUAUAUACUCAACUCGAACAAUAUCCCUGCUUUUCUACAAACACCAUACAUGCACACUUUAUCAUCUGGAAAGUUGCAGCAAAAAAGGAAAAAGGCAAGGGAAGCAACAUCGAUCGGUGGAUCAACUGCUUUUGCAAGAACACUCAUCAUGCAGAGCCUUUAUUUAUUCUACAGGACACCAAUCAAGCUGUUUCGACCUUUACGAGUGGAUUAUCUUGUUAUGGCAAGAGCCUUAAUGCCGGUAGACACUGCCAAUGCCAAACGAUUUUCCUUUAGAUAUACAUCCAUUGGUAUGAUUUCGCAUGCUGUAAAAACAAAGGGAUGGAAUUUUAUUCCUCGGCAUAUAUUUCCUCCACUAAUCGCAAACACACUGAUCGGCACUGUCCUUUACACCACGUAUAUUGCAGCAUUACCUAUGUUUCACCCACCAAGCGCCUACCAGCUUCACAGACCGUACCCUCCUCCACCAUAUUCCUCUGUGUUUGCUGCAGGAUGUCUUGCGGGCGCUGCACAAUCUAUCAUUGCCACUCCACUUGAUUCGCUCAAAGUGAGGUUCGAAGUAAAUGAUUUAUUAGAAGGAAAGCAUCAUUCUAUGUAUCAGUUUGCCAAGUCAACAUUUAAAGAACUAGGAAUAGCAAGUGCUUACCGUGGAUUUACACUGACCUUAGUGCGGGAUUCUCUCUCCUGUGGGUUAUUUUUUGCAACGUUUGAAUGGGUUAAGCAACAAGGCUAUUAUUAUUUUUUGGAUGAAAUAUAUGGUGUACAUGUUGAUUCUCCAAGUACAAUUAUGGAAUUAGAGGCAGGAUGGAGUUCUAUAGAAAAUGAUGACAGACCUACACCACCUGAUAGCUGUGAAAAGAAAGAGAAACCACCGCUGAUGUUGGAGCCAUUAUUUGUCAUUUUUGCUGGUGCAACAGCAGCCAUGGCAUAUCAACUGAUUGAUCACCCAUUAUCAAAGGUGCAUAGUAUCUUUUAUAUUGAAGAAGGACAAUCUGAAUUUACAAACAAACAUCGGCGCGAAUCUGUUAGAAGCUUAUAUAGACGAACAUUAGACCAAUGUCUUACACAGGUCAAAUUGAAUGGAGGAAGCUGGAGAAAGUUUUUAUAUCAGGAAUUUGGAAGCACAGUUGUGAGGGUAGUUCCGGCUACGAGUGUUGGCUUCCUAGUGUUUGAGCUGGUUAAACGGGAAAUUGACUUUAGGAGUAUCGAUUUUGACAAUUUAUAACGGUUAUAGUACGAUUCUAUGGAUUUUCUGUAUUUAUAUAUUUAUAUCAAUUUGUAUAUUUCCUUUUUCUUUUUUCUUUCAAUAUCCAUAAUGCUUGUACUAUAAUAAUAGCAACUUUCCUAUCUAAUAUCAUAGAAAACAAAUACAACCUCUUAAUAAAUCAUAGUUGAUAUAAUCGCUAU